This is a messenger RNA of Engraulis encrasicolus (European anchovy), 2241 nucleotides long. It is a transcript of the gene galns, whose product is annotated as galactosamine (N-acetyl)-6-sulfatase. The coding region runs from base 232 to 1797 and encodes 521 amino acids. Gene Ontology annotation, molecular function: arylsulfatase activity; N-acetylgalactosamine-6-sulfatase activity. The transcript is spliced from 14 exons. The record is from RefSeq and is a predicted model, not a curated record. NCBI's taxonomy places the organism in Eukaryota, Metazoa, Chordata, Actinopteri, Clupeiformes, Engraulidae.
UACAUUGUUUUAAUACCUGAAUCGUGUAGAGAAAGCAUGGACGAUGGUAUCACCAAAAUAGCUGCCGAACCGCUUAGUUAGACUAGGGUUAGGGUAGUUCAACAAAAUGUCAGAAUCGCCGUUGAAGCAUUGCAAUUUUUUAAUGAAAGUCGCAUGACUAGAUUGUUAGUUUUAAACUGCUUCCUCAUAGACCUGGGCAUGUGACAGGAGGUCCAGCUCGUGCAACUUACAAUGGCUACAGGGCGACUUCAUGUGCUAACUUGUCUCCUCGGCUUAGUAUGUUCUGUGUGGACAAGGGAUGACUCCAAUGCAUCGACGCCGAACAUUAUCAUCAUGCUCAUGGAUGAUAUGGGAUGGGGUGACCUAGGAGUGUUUGGGCAGCCCUCCAAAGAGACUCCCAACUUGGACCGGAUGGCUGCUGAGGGGAUGCUGUUCCCUAACUUCUACACUGCCAACCCACUCUGCUCACCAUCCAGAGCAUCCCUCUUAACUGGAAGGCUACCGGUCAGGAAUGGUUUUUACACCACAAACGCCCAUGCAAGGAAUGCAUACACUCCUCAGAACAUAGUUGGUGGGAUCGCACAGGAGGAAGUUCUCCUCCCAGAGAUGCUGAAGAAAAAGGGAUACUCUACCAAACUCGUUGGCAAGUGGCAUCUUGGGCACCGCCCAGGUCACCUGCCUCUGCAACACGGCUUUGACCAGUGGUUCGGCGCACCCAACUGUCACUUUGGUCCCUACAACGGCAUCAACACUCCUAACGUACCUGUCUACAACAACUCUGAGAUGAUUGGAAGGUAUUACGAAGAUUUCCAUAUUGACCGUAAAACCGGGGAAUCAAACCUUACACAGAUCUUCUUGGAGGAAGGACUAGGCUUCAUCUUCACCCAAUCCUUAGCCCAUCACCCUUUCUUUCUCUACUGGGCCCCAGAUGCAACCCACGCGCCGGUGUACGCCUCAAAGAAGUUCCUGGGAAAAAGCCAAAGGGGACUCUAUGGGGAUGCAGUGAUGGAGCUGGACUACGCUGUGGGCCAGAUCCUGGAUUGGCUCAAUCUCCUGGGCAUCGCCAAGAACACCUUCGUCUUCUUCACCUCCGACAACGGAGCGGCCCUCAUGUCCGGAGUUAUGGGUGGCAGUAACGGCCCAUUCUUGUGUGGCAAGGAGACCACCUUCGAGGGGGGCAUGAGGGAACCUGCCAUCGCCUGGUGGCCUGGUCGGAUCCCUGAGGGCACGGUGAGUCAUCAGCUGGGCAGUGUAAUGGAUCUCUUCAGUACCAGUGUUGCCCUGGCUGGACUGGCUGUCCCAGAUGACCGGGAGCUGGAUGGCCUCGACCUGAGGCCCGUCCUCUUCAACAAUACAGUCAUCGACAGGCCCAUCUUCUAUUACCGUGGCAACGAGAUGAUGGCGGUGCGGGUGGGGCCCUACAAGGCACACUAUUGGACGUGGAGCAACUCCUGGGAGGAGUUGAAUAAGGGCAUCAAUUUCUGCCCUGGACAAGAGGUGGCUGGCAUCACCACCCACACCCAAGAGGAGCACACCAUGCAGCCUAUCAUCUUCCACCUGGGGCGGGACCCUGGGGAGAAGUAUCCAAUCAGUGUCCUCAAACAUGAGUAUGCAGCUGCUCUGAAGCGCAUCAGCCCCAUUGUGGAGCAGCACAAGAUGAAGCUGGUUCCAGGCGCACCUCAGCUGAACAUGUGUGACGAGGCCGUCAUGAACUGGUCUCCUCCUGGAUGUGAGAAGUUGGGCAAGUGCAUCACGCCUCCAAAGUCCCAGCCUGUCAAGUGUGACUGGCCACACUGAUUCAGAAAUGUGACCAGGAAUGACACAUUUUUGCCAAUAACUUUUGAUGGACCUCUGUGGGUUGCAAUUUGUAGAUGGAGUUGGGGAUUGUUUUGAUAUCUUCAUUUUAUCUACCUGAUUUUAAUUUCUUAUAACGUGUUUAUAUUGCUUAAAAUCUGAAAUGUACACCCCCCCCUCUCUUCCCCCCCCCCCUGAAAUAUCACACCUUUGCAUUUUUUAAAAGCCAAACAUGCAGAGAAACAUUCCAGCAUAAUGUUAGUUGACUGUUUUGUCACAACAAAUAUUCAAACAAAAUAGAUUUCUUACUGUUUAAAUGCCAAUGUGAUGUUGUCAAUGUGAAUUGUUGUUCCAUAUGAAGGAAAAUCAGAGUGAUUUGUAUCGUUUUCCUCUCUGUAACUGGAAUUGUUCUACUGUAACAGUAAAUUUGCACUGCUUCAUUUGUAA